Plenodomus lingam JN3 is the source of this 417-nucleotide messenger RNA. RefSeq lists its product as uncharacterized. NCBI's taxonomy places the organism in Eukaryota, Fungi, Ascomycota, Dothideomycetes, Pleosporales, Leptosphaeriaceae. The record is from RefSeq and is a predicted model, not a curated record.
AUGCCACCCAAGAGUGGCUUCUCGCGCACGCGCAACAUUGCCUAUGAGGACGACGAUGACGAUGACAUCUACGAUGACUACGACUACGAUAAUGAGGGCGACGAGGAAGGCGACGCCGCGACCGAGCACGACAAGGAGCAAAUGCGCAUGGCUACUAUCCGUGUACGAGAAGCUCUGCCAGAUGUGAGCGACUUCAUCAGCGACGAACAGGUCCAGGAAGCGCUGUGGCACUACUAUUACGACGUUGGGAAGAGUGUGACCUACCUGAAGAACCGCAUCGGCGCCGGUGCAGCUUCAGAGACGAGGCAGGAACCGUCCAAGAAACCAAAGCAAGCCUCGCGUUUUGACCAGGCUGCAAGUGCUGCACAUCAAAAUGCACCUCCUACUACAGGUAAGCUCACUUAUGCACUCUGUUAG